Messenger RNA from Psilocybe cubensis, 855 nucleotides. RefSeq lists its product as uncharacterized. Lineage: Eukaryota; Fungi; Basidiomycota; Agaricomycetes; Agaricales; Agrocybaceae. Gene Ontology annotation, biological process: protein phosphorylation. Bases 1 to 855 code for a protein of 284 amino acids. The transcript has 4 exons. The record is from RefSeq and is a predicted model, not a curated record. Gene Ontology annotation, molecular function: ATP binding; protein kinase activity.
AUGGAGGACGGUCAGAAGGUUGUUCUCAAGAAAGUAGAAACAGCGACGCAAGAGAUUCCAUUUGCCACGACGUUUUCCUCAAAAGAGUGGAAGAAGGAUCCCAGGAACUGCUGUGUUCCGAUAUUGGACGUCAUCAUGAUCCCAUGCGACGAUGACCAUGCUUUCAUCGUGAUGCCUCAGCUUUUAGCCUUCCAUCUGCUUCCAUUCAGGUUUCUUGGAGAAUUUUGCGAGUUUGCCUUACAAGUAUUGCAGGGACUUGAGUUCCUACAUGACCAUAACAUAGCUCAUGGGGAUAUUUGCUGGGGUAACAUAAUGAUGGACCCUUCAAAGGUCAUCCCUAAGGGGACACAUUUUGUUCUUUGGCAAUCUCAUACAGGGAAGCCAUUCAAAAAGUUUGAAUGGAAGACACGGUGGUCUGUGAAGCCUGUUCAAUACUACAUCAUUGAUUUUGGAAUUUCUAUGAAAUGCCUGGACAAAGAUGCUCAAGGCUUGGGGCAAUGGGGUCAAGACAAGACUGUACCAGAAAUGCUGAAGAACGAAUGGUGCAAUCUUCUUAUGGUUGACAUUUACCAGUUGGGAAAUGUGUUCAAACAAUGCCUCUCGACUUACCAAGGCCUCGAUGCCUUUGCUGAACUAGCUGACGCUAUGACGAAGCAGAAUCCAAAUGAACGGCCCACUGCUGCGGAGUCUGUCCGCAUGUGCAAGAAGAUUAUCGCUGACACGACAGGAACGGAUAAUAUGACCAAUCGCGUAUGGAAGAUCAAAAGACUAGUCGAUGGAAAGUUAGGCUCUGGCUUAAUGCUUACAAAACUUGAGAGGAUGAGAGUCAGAUGUGGAUGGAAUCCUACCAUUUGA